CCACAGACAGAUGAGAUGACACUGGGAGUGAAUUGUUGUCUCUAUUUUUUGUUACCAAGAAGAAUAUUAUAAUCAGUAAACUGAGUAUUAUUGAUACCCCUUGUCACUUAGAAGUGAUACUCUUUGGAAGAGGGCCUCAGUGACGAGACCAAAAUGUUAUGAUGAUCUGCUGAUCUGUUCACUGUAACAUUUUAUAACCUUAUAAUUGCUAUUUUUAUUAUAUAAUUUAUCAACAAUGGCAAGCAAAAGACAAGCAAUUAACAAGCUCAAGUCGUUAUGUACUGUAACACUUGGCGGGGCUGUAGCUUACCAGUUAAUUUAUUAUACGAAAGAUUUUAACGGUUACUAUGUCAAUAUUUUGCAACCACUUAUCCAGUAUCUUAGCCCAGAGUUGGCUCAUAAUCUUGGAGUUAAGGCUAUAAAAUAUGGUAUCUUCCCCUCAGAAAAAGGAGAUGAUCCUCAAAUAUUGAAAACCAAAUUCCUCAAUUAUGACUUGAGUAACCCUAUUGGAAUCGCUGCAGGUUUUGACAAACAUGGUGAUGCUAUUAUAGGCUUGAGAAACUUAGGUUUUUCUAUUGUAGAAAUUGGGUCAGUCACACCAAAAGCACAACCUGGGAAUCCUAAGCCUAGAGUUUUUCGUUUACCUGAAGAUGAGGCAGUUAUUAACAGAUAUGGUUUCAAUAGUGAGGGUCAUGAACAAGUACACAAGAAAAUAGGAAUGCUAGACAAGGCAUUGUUGGAUAAAGGAUUAUUGGGAAUCAAUUUAGGCAAAAAUAAGUUGUCAGAAAAUGCUAUUGAGGAUUAUAUUUUAGGUAUAAAAAAAUUCUCAGAUGUAGCAGACUAUUUUGUCAUAAAUAUAAGCAGCCCCAACACUCCAGGCCUAAGGUCACUACAGAAAAAAGAGGAAUUGUAUCAACUUUUGAAAAAAAUCAAUGAAGCCAGAAACUCUAUUAAUUCAAAUAAUAAACCUCCACUGCUUUUAAAACUUGCUCCAGAUCUAACCCAUGAUGAAAUGAAAGAGAUUGUAUCAGUAAUCUUGCAAACUGAAAGCAAAGUUGAUGGAUUGAUAAUCUCAAACACUACAAUCGAAAGACCCCAGCUCCAGAAUAUAGAGCUUUCAAAGGAAACUGGAGGGUUGAGUGGAAGACCACUAGCUAAUAAGUCUACUGAAAUGAUUAAGCAAAUGUACAAAUUGACUAAAGGUAAAGUUCCCAUCAUUGGUGUUGGUGGAGUAUUUACGGGCCAAGAUGCCUAUGAUAAAAUAUUGGCAGGAGCAAGUGCUGUUCAGAUAUACACAGCUUUGAUAUACCACGGACCACCAGUUGUGACAAAAAUAAAAAAUGAACUGGCUGAACUCCUGCAACGGGACGGCUAUAAAAAUGUAAAUGAAGCUGUUGGAAAAGGAGUCACAAAAUAAUAAGUAACAGUUUAUUGUAAAAAAAUACUACCUCAAUAUUACAACUUUGUAUUUACAGUUGACUAGUCUUAAUUUGAUUCAAGAUAAGAAAAUAUACAAUGCAAUUUAAUCUUCACACUAUUAUUAUAUAAUUAUAUUUGUUUUUA
Molecule: messenger RNA, 1563 nt
Organism: Spodoptera frugiperda (fall armyworm)
Lineage: Eukaryota; Metazoa; Arthropoda; Insecta; Lepidoptera; Noctuidae
Gene: Dhod
Product: dihydroorotate dehydrogenase (quinone), mitochondrial
Exons: 5
Coding region: 236-1417 (393 amino acids)
Biological process (GO): 'de novo' pyrimidine nucleobase biosynthetic process; pyrimidine ribonucleotide biosynthetic process
Cellular component (GO): cytoplasm; mitochondrial inner membrane
Molecular function (GO): dihydroorotate dehydrogenase activity
Source: RefSeq, a predicted model, not a curated record